Molecule: messenger RNA, 639 nt
Organism: Aspergillus melleus
Lineage: Eukaryota; Fungi; Ascomycota; Eurotiomycetes; Eurotiales; Aspergillaceae
Product: guanine nucleotide exchange factor SDO1
Exons: 1
Coding region: 1-639 (212 amino acids)
Biological process (GO): ribosome biogenesis
Source: RefSeq, a predicted model, not a curated record
AUGAUCUCCAAGGCUUUGGAUCAACUGAGUUCGGCGAGCGGGCAGCUGCAGCAGUCGCAGGGUCAGCAGCAUAACGGCGAUGCGAAUGGCGCAGCCGGGGAGGAGUCUCGUCCUGCGCAGCCGAAGAAGCCGUUGUGGACCGGUGUUACCCCAAACAAGUCGGCGAAGAGUCAGGCGCUUGAGGCCAUGAAGGCGCUGAUUGCGUGGCAGCCCAUCCCUGUGAUGCGCGCGCGUAUGAGACUGAGAGUGACUUGCCCUGUGUCGCUUUUGAAGCAGAGUGUCAAGGCUGGAGGGCCGGCUGGAGGGCCAAGCAAGGAAAAGGAGGCCCCGUCCGGUGGGUCCAAGUCGAAGAAGGGUGGUAAAGGCUCGAAGAAGUCGAAGCGACAAGAUUCCGAAGAUGAAGCCGGUGCGUCCGACGCGGAACCGGCAGCGGCGAAAAACCCCGGCAACGUCAAGGACAAGAUCCUGAGCUACAUCGAGUCCGUCGAGACGCAAGAAGUGGUCGGUGGAGACGAAUGGGAGGUCGUUGGAUUUGCCGAACCAGGAGCGUUCAAGGGACUGAAUGAGUUCGUGGGCAAUGAGACCCGCGGACGGGGACGAGUGGAGGUAUUAGACAUGACGGUUACUCAGGAAGAGUAA